CCGGACCAGACACAAAGCCGAUCAAUCCCGCCCGCGCUGGGGGGGGGGGGGGACGCCCCGCCAGGGCUUCCCUUCCGCUCCUCACCUCCUUCUGUCCCCUCAUUAGGACACCUCGUCCGACUUCUUCGGGCCGCCCCCUGGCAUCCCUUCCACCUCUCCCCGCAAAAAAAACAAAAAAAACCCAAAAAACUCCCAAAGAACAGCCCAGAUUCUUAGACUCCCCCCCUCCAGCCCCAAGGCUGGGAAAGACCUGCCUGCAGGCAGCGGGCAGAAAAGGCGCCCCAGCAAGGGGGAAACUGACAGCGCUCAGGGUCCGCCCCUCUCCCUCCGCGUCCCCUCCUCUGCUCUCCACCCGCUCUCCCGCCCCAGAGGUUCAGCGGCCCCCGGCCUCCCGACCCUUGGCGGCGCAGGAGCUGCCGGCUGGCCCCCGGCAAGCGGGAAGAUGGCGAGGAGCCGCCACCGCCUCCUUCUGUUGCUGCUGCGCUACCUGGUGGUCGCCCUGGGCUGUCACAGGGCUUAUGGAUUGUCUACCCCACUAAGAGAUCAGCAAGUAGUGACAGCAAUUGAGUAUCAAGAUGUGAUCUUAGCUUGCAAAUACUCCAAGAAGACCACCUCAUCUCGAUUAGAAUGGAAGAAACUGGGGCUGAGUGUUUCCUUUGUCUACUAUCAGCAGGCUCUUCAAGGUGAUUUUAAAGAUCGAGCUGAAAUGCUGGACUUCAAUAUACGUAUCAAAAAUGUUACCAGAAAUGACGCGGGGAAAUAUCGCUGUGAAGUUAGUGCCCCCUCUGAGAAAGGGCAAAAUCUGCAAGAGGAUACAAUCACCUUGGAAGUAUUAGUGGCACCAGCUGUACCAUCAUGUGAAGUGCCUAAUUCUGCACUGAGUGGCACUGUGGUUGAGCUACGAUGUAAAGACAAAGAAGGCAAUCCAGCUCCUGAGUACACAUGGUUUAAAGAUGGCGUCCGCUUACCAGAGAGUCCAAAACUCGGCUUCCAGAGCAGCAACAGUUCAUACACAAUUAACACAAAAUCUGGAACUCUGCAGUUCAACACCGUCUCAAAGCUGGACAGCGGAGAAUAUUCCUGUGAAGCCCGAAAUUCUGUUGGGCAUCGCAAGUGUCCUGGGAAAAGAAUGCAAAUAGAUGAUCUCAACAUGAGCGGCAUCAUAGCAGCUGUAGUGGUAGUGGCCUUGGUGAUUUCUGUUUGUGGCCUUGUUGUUUGUUAUGCUCAGAGGAAAGGCUACUUCACAAUAGAACAGGCUGAAGAUGACACACAGGUGAGUCUUGAAGGACUUUGGCAAACAUAGGGAGAAAAGGCAGAAUUGUCUCAUCUCAACUUUCAGAAAACAUCACAGAAUGUGAGAUGUCCCCUGAAGUGGCACAGUUCAACAAUACUGAGAGUUAUUCAGCUGGGAUGGAUAGUUCUAGAAUAUUUGCAUGUAUAUACGACCCUUUUAAGUGAGGAAUUGUCUUUCCUAAGAUAGGAGCUGGUUCCUAGUUUUGUGAUAAGAAAUUUCAUGGGAAUAAAUCUGUAAAUUAUUUCCUUGACAUAGCACACUGGAAUGUUGGAUGUCAAGUUUAGCACAACUAAGUGUGUUUACAAGUUCUAUAAGAUCUAGAAACCUAUAUUGUAUUACAGUUGCUUCAGAGCAAGGUUUCCUGUUCUUCAAAUGAAGCCUCUUAUAGUUCCAGAUCUAUGUUUUGUGAUACAACAGCUUUGAUGUAAAUGGAUGAGACCACUAAGAAACAAUCUCUUUUAUUCUCUUAAUACAUUUU
Messenger RNA from Erinaceus europaeus (western European hedgehog), 1772 nucleotides. It is a transcript of the gene JAM2, whose product is annotated as junctional adhesion molecule 2. Gene Ontology annotation, cellular component: tight junction; protein complex involved in cell adhesion; cell surface. Lineage: Eukaryota; Metazoa; Chordata; Mammalia; Eulipotyphla; Erinaceidae. Bases 443 to 1303 code for a protein of 286 amino acids. The record is from RefSeq and is a predicted model, not a curated record. Gene Ontology annotation, biological process: leukocyte tethering or rolling. The transcript has 8 exons.